Messenger RNA from Lactuca virosa, 300 nucleotides. The record is from the annotation of a GenBank genome assembly. Lineage: Eukaryota; Viridiplantae; Streptophyta; Magnoliopsida; Asterales; Asteraceae.
AUGGUGGAAUCAGGUGAUGUGAAGGCUGUUUUCACUGGACAUGAUCAUUUGAAUGAUUUUUGUGGAGAGUUGAAAGGAAUUAAUCUUUGUUAUGCUGGAGGGUUUGGGUACCAUGCUUAUGGGAAGGCGGGGUGGUCAAGAAGGUCAAGGGUGGUGGUUGUGUCUUUGGAGAAAGAGUCAAGUGGGAAUUGGGGGGCAGUUAAGUCAAUUAGAACAUGGAAGAGGCUUGAUGAUGAAAAGUUAACCACCAUUGAUGAUCAGAUACUUUGGAGCAACAAUUCAUCCAUCUGGGGAUCGUAA